Molecule: messenger RNA, 1684 nt
Organism: Lactuca saligna
Lineage: Eukaryota; Viridiplantae; Streptophyta; Magnoliopsida; Asterales; Asteraceae
Source: the annotation of a GenBank genome assembly
UUUGAUUUCCUAUCAUGACAAUAUAUCAUGUCAACUUUUGUUAUCUUAAAUGAUCCGUACAACCUUGCCAAAAGCUUUCGAAACAAGUCAAGCAAUAUCGUGAUGCUUUAAAAUCAACUCGUUUGAAAGACCGGAGGCGGGAUGAAACAAAACCCUCUUCCUUCCCACGUUCCCACGCACACACAAACCACUCCACCGUAAUCCGCCAUGGAUUCAGCCAGACACACCUGUUUGAAACUCCAAAUCCCCCAAAACCCUCAUCCAUUCUUCAUCAAAGGCACCUGGUUUCCUUCUCACUUCAAUCUCUCCAUAACCGAUGGCCUUGACGCUUGGACUUGCAACGCAUCCGAAGAGGAAGUGAAGGAGAGAGCUUCUAAUUGGGACCAACCGACAUCGGAGUACAUCGAUUUGUCGGAGCGCUACCUAGGGUUUCAACAGCCUGAUUCGAUUUACGGGUUUGCUGAUGCUGCUGGAGGCAAUAAAAGAUUAUCAUGGACAUUCAAGAAAGAAGGUACAAAGCUAGAGUGGCGAUGGAAGUUUAAACCAGCUGAAGAUAGCAAGAAGAUAACUGCAGGAAUACUCGACUUCUUGAUGGAUGCUAACAUACGCCUAAGUGAGGAAGUUGUGAUGAAAACAAAGUCAAAUGAGAAACUGAAAACAGAAGCUGAAAAAUGUUUAGCACAAAGUGAGAAGUUUCAGAAUGAGAAAGCAGAGUUCGAAACCACAAUUUAUUCUAAGUUUCUUGGUGUAUUGAACUCAAAGAAAGCAAAAUUAAGAGAGAUGAGAGAGAAAAUGUCAAAUCAGGAAAUGAAUGUUAAAUCAGAAGAAGAAGAAGAAGAGCAUGAGGGAGAAUCCAGUGAUAGAACAGAGACUUUUGAGGGUGAUAGUGAAGAUGAUGACGUGGAGGAAGACACUGCCACGAAUGUCACCAGCACUUCAGAAAACAAGCCACGUGGUAGAAAGAGAAAGUAAAAUACAUCAAUUUAAGAUAGAUGUAAAUAUUUGACAUCAUCAUCUCAAUGUUCUUCACCAAAAAAUUUCAACUUAAAAGAACGAAAUGCCACUAAUGUGAUCUAAUAAUUUUAGUAUGAUCAAAAGCACCCAUCAAAAAAAGUAAGAAAUUCUCACAGAUUUAGAUAUUGUUUGACAAACUAGUUUAUGAAUUAAUAAGGUUUGGUAAAAAUAGUUUAUAACUUAGGUUGCAAUGUAAAUGAUAAAUAGACAUUUAGAUAUAUGAUUAAAAGAAAAAAAAUAGAUAUAACUGAAAGUAUAUUUGAAAUAAGCUCUAUCUCAAACUAAUUUAUAAUCUAGUUUAUAAGCUAUUUUUAUAGUUUUAUCAAACGACAAGCAGUUUGUUUUCAUAAAGUGGUGUUUUUUGGGCUACUUAAAAAAAUCGAAUUUCAUUCAUAUAAAAAGAUAAACAAUUAUUUUUUGGAUUGUUAACAAACGUUAAGUGUAACGUUUUUAGUAUGAUUCUAAGUUAAAUUUAAUUAUUUGUUCAUAACUAUUUAAGUAACAGAGUAAACUUAAUUUUAUAGUAGACUACGGUUGGUGUGCUUCUGUUAUAUGUAUCUCUGUUGGAUAUUUGAAAAGUUUUUAACUUUUAGUUUAAGAAAAAACUUUGGACUAAACAAAUUAUUUUGAUUAGGAGUACGGGUUUAUACUUUUUAUUUUAAAUAUAAAC